Messenger RNA from Durusdinium trenchii, 2067 nucleotides. NCBI's taxonomy places the organism in Eukaryota, Dinophyceae, Suessiales, Symbiodiniaceae. The record is from the annotation of a GenBank genome assembly.
CUCAAGCUUUCAAAAUAGCAAAGCAACAGGCUUGUGCACUAACACGUGUCAGACAUUUCUUAGAUGAAGAGAACCUAGUGACAAGGUAUUUUGAAGCUCGGUUAUUCUCGAGUAGCCGACCGGGGUCAUUUGAUUUGUCUCAGGCUUCCAGCAGCUAACAUUUCAAUGGCAUCUGAAUCACCGGAGCCACAGGAGGAGCAGCCUGUUACCCACGAGCCAUUUGUGCUCAAGAUCUUGGCAACUGUGCAGGUCCAUCGAAACCUCAAUGGUCUUCGUCACAAUGAUCAUUUGAGGUAUCGUCAGUAUUGCAGCCGACGCCUUCGCCGUCUCUACUUUGCUCUACGCUUCAAGCAUGGCAAGAAUCGCUUCAAACAGGCGAGCUUUCCCGAGAAUUUUGAUGACCCCAAAUGGAUAUUCAUUCCGCUGGUCCAAACUGAACGAGCCUGGGCAUUUGGAGUCCAGUUGAAGGCAGACAAUGCAGCGGCAGCAGCCUUCAACGCUCGUUGGAGACACCAUUCUGAGCGCAAGUUUGCGAAGGCAUGCCAAUAUGCACAGCAUUUGGAGUCAGUUUGCAAAGUGCACUGUGAUCAGCGCACACAGCUCGAGGCGGAGGCCUAUGCUGCUUUCAUGGCAGGAACAUGGCUUGUGGAGCGUGAACAUUGGGCAGAGGCGAAAACAAAGCUGGCCCGUUGCAAAAAGCUAUGCGAGCACUUCAUUUUGGCAGCUGAUCAGGCCGAAGCUUCAGCCCUUCGAACGCACCUCCAGGAGCUCGCCCCCAUGCUUCGAGAAUGCAGGUACAACUUGGGAGAGGCUGAGGAAGAGGAUGAAGGAUUGUCCAAGGUGACUCAAAGCGGAAAAUCGACCAAGGACACGGAUGGAGGGAUGACCUAUCGUGGUCAUGCAGUGUCUAUCCCUUCGGAGAAGAUCAAGGCAAAAGUCAAGAUUUGCUUGGAAUCAGCCAAAGCAGUCCAGGCGGAUGCUGAUUCAGAGAACCGGGGUCCAGCUUCGACCGAGAAAUAUGGUGAAAUUUCGAUCGAAUUUGGCGAGGUGCUCAAGGACAUUCAUGGUGAGAUGAUAGCUGCAGGCGCUGAUGCUGACACAGCCGAAUGGCGGACUGCUGAGGCCUUUAUCAGAGAAGCUUCCCUUUGUUUGAGUGUUGAGCGAAACCUGAUGCUGCUAAAGUCCCAUUUGACUAAGCUGGACGACACAGAAGAUGUAAACACCAUUGACUCCAGACGCUAUUGCCGUCCGGAGGAGGGAAUGCGCUUCUGCGAGCUAAUCAAGGAAGAUCUGGCAGCCUUGGCACAACUGCCAGAGUCCUCGCCAGACUUAGAGGACAGGCUUGCCGUGUACAAGAAGGCAGUUCUUGACUACAGAUGCAUGUACCUGGCACUUUGUCAUACAGCUCUUGGAAAGCUGCUCGAGGCCGCAGCCCUCCUGGACAUGCUAACAGGAAGAAUUGAAGAGGCAGUUGGGAGUGGUGGGCCUGGACACUUGCCUCGUCUUGAAAGUCUUUUUCAUCACAUACAGCAACAACUGCCGCUUCGUGUUGCCCGAUGGCAUUGCAGAGUAUUGGUUUUGUUGGCCAAGUCCAAGAAGACGAAGAAGGAUGACGCCGAGGAACCAUCCGUUGAUGCACCCAAGACUAAACAGGAUUUGCUUGCAACCUUCCCUCCGAAGUUCCUAGAUAUACCGUGCAAGCCCCUGCUUUUUGACCUGGCCUUUCCCUGCAUAGAGCCACCAGACUUGGACGAGAUCCUCCCGAAAAAGCAAGAAGGUAAAGGUCGACAAGCUGUGGCGGCAGUUGCGGGAGCUUUGGGUGGACUUGGCAGCCGCUUGGGCGGAUGGAUGGGUAGAAAGUAAAUGGUGGUGAGUCUGGAGCGAUGAGCACAAAUAGACAUGAACCUCACCCGAGUUGUGCUACUUUCGCAGAUUUGACAUUAGCAAAGAGUUUGUGGCCAUUUGGAAACUGUUUUCAUUGCUUGAUUCCUGCUUCGAGUGUUCAAGGCUACAUUUCAUUGAAUUAUCCCUUUGCUUUGUUAACAUUUCAGUACACUUUGAGUUCUG